AUAAAAUGGUCUGAUUUGUUUCAUGGAAGUGCCUGAUGCUAUGACGCGUUAAACCAAGCAAACCCAGACGCAUCGCCCACUCACUCCCCAGCUGCCACCGCCACCGUCGGCGAGCCAUGAAGGCCGACCACCACCACCACGGCGGCUUCCACUCCUCCACGCCGGCGACCAAGAUCUCCAUCCCCAUCUCCGCGGGCGGCGGCGCGGAGGCGGCGCUGCUCGGCAAGGGGCGGUACAAGGCGUGGGCGCUCGCCGCCAUCGCCCUCCUCGCGCUCUGGUCCAUGUUCGCCGCCUCCGUCUCCAUCCGCUGGUCCUCCGGCGACCUCGCCGCCACGUUCGGGGACUUGCCCGAUCCGCUCAUCGACGACCUCGACCCCCUCGAGAUGGAGGAAAGAGAGAAGCUAGUACGCCGGAUGUGGGAUGUGUACACGCGCACCGGUGAUCGGGUACGGCUUCCACGGUUCUGGCAAGAAGCAUUUGAGGCAGCAUAUGAGGAGCUUGCUGGUGAUGAUAUGCAGGCGAGUGAGAUGGCCGUGUCUGAGAUUGCUCGCAUGUCAGUCCACAGGCCUGAGCUUGAGCAAUCGUCAAACAAGUAUUAGAAAUAAACGUGUCGAAGAUUUGGUAAAAUAUUAGGAUUAUAUACCUUUUGAUGUCCCACUUGAAAAUCACUUGGUAAGUUUGACCGCAGAUUACUUGUUUUGUCACCCAAUGCAAAAAUUGAACUUCCCUGUAAUAUGUGAAGUUUAAGCUUAUGCUCAAUACAGCAAAACCACACACCUCAGUCCCUCUCUUGUUGCGUGUUUUGGGAUUCUGAGUAACCCAAAUGAAAGUUCCCAAAAAUUCUGUAAUCACCUGAACAUAUUGUGAAUGAUCAUUCCACAAAAGAUUUGAAAGUCAGCAAUCUACUUUUAUCCA
This is a messenger RNA of Oryza brachyantha (malo sina), 915 nucleotides long. RefSeq lists its product as uncharacterized. The coding region runs from base 117 to 599 and encodes 160 amino acids. The record is from RefSeq and is a predicted model, not a curated record. The transcript has 3 exons. Lineage: Eukaryota; Viridiplantae; Streptophyta; Magnoliopsida; Poales; Poaceae.